This is a messenger RNA of Mytilus trossulus (common blue mussel), 1092 nucleotides long. Its product is annotated as actin-like. The transcript has a single exon. Lineage: Eukaryota; Metazoa; Mollusca; Bivalvia; Mytilida; Mytilidae. The record is from RefSeq and is a predicted model, not a curated record. The coding region runs from base 10 to 1008 and encodes 332 amino acids.
GCAGCUGGUAUGGAUUGGAAUCCCGUUUACGUUGGCAGUGAACUCGAAUCUAAGAAAAAAGAAGGACUCCUUAAAGAGAACUAUCCAACUGAUGAGGGUUAUAUUGUACACUGGGACUAUAUGGAACAUUUAUUACACCACACAUUCAAUAACGAACUUGGUAUUGCAACGGAGGAGCAUUCCAUCUUACUAACUGAGCCAACAUAUAAUCAUAAAGCUAACAGAGAAAAAAUGACACAGAUUAUUUUCGAAUCUUUUAAUUUCCCUGCGAUGUAUGUUAAAGCAAAAGGAGUUCUUUCCCUUUAUUCUUCUAGUUGUAUUACUGGUAUAGCAUUGGACAUAUGUGACGGUACUUCUUAUUCUACACCUGCAUAUGAGGGUUAUGCACUUCGCCAUGCCGUAAAGAGAUCGCCUGUAUCUGGGGGAGACAUAACUGGUUGCUUAGAACGAUCUCUCAAUGAUAGAGGUUAUUCUUUCACUUCUCUGGCUGACAUUAAAAUCAUUCGUUAUAUCAAAGAAAAUAUGUGCUACGUUGCAUCCGAUUACAAAAAAGAAAUGGAAAGGUUUUCGACCGAAGCAUCCUCUUUAGAAAAGAAUUUUGAGCUUCCAGAUGGACAAAUUGUAAAUAUAGGGAGUGAACAAAUUCGAUGCGUGGAAACCUUCUUUCAACCACUUAUAAUGGGAAUGCAGUUUCAGGGUCUUCAUGAAACGAUAAACGAUAGUAUUUUAAAAUGUGAUGUGGAGCUUCAUAAAGAUCUGUAUGAAAAUAUUGUCUUAUGCGGCGAGUCAUCUCGGACUCCAGGGAUAACUGGACGUAUGCAAAGUGAGAUUAAUAAACUUGCACCACUCGUUAAGAAAAUAAAUGUAAAGACUCCACCAGAUAUAAAGAAUUCGGCAUGGGUUGGCGGUUCUAUCCUUGCAUCUUUACCAACUUUUCAAGGAAUGUGUAUCACUAAAGAGGAAUAUGAUGAGAUUGGUCCGAGAAUUGUGAUCAACAAGUGUUUUUAAACUCAUUAUUUAAAUAAGAUAACUGAAUCAUCUAACUUUAAACUAUCUAAUGUUUAUCAGUGGCACGAAUCAGCUGUAGAUUUU